Molecule: messenger RNA, 3153 nt
Organism: Gavialis gangeticus (Gharial)
Lineage: Eukaryota; Metazoa; Chordata; Crocodylia; Gavialidae
Gene: ZC2HC1C
Product: zinc finger C2HC-type containing 1C
Exons: 2
Coding region: 1456-3000 (514 amino acids)
Source: RefSeq, a predicted model, not a curated record
CUGCUUCCAAUGCCAAACAUGCCCCCGAUGCCAGAUGCCCUGAAGGGCGGAGGUGCCUGGUCCGGCAGCGCGGGGGGGAUGGUGAGCCAGAAGCUGCCUUCCCUAGUUUUGCAGCAUUUCUAUAUGCUGAGCCCAACUCCAGCUCCUGGUGGGACUCGUGGCCACCAGAUGCUGUGGAAGCUGCCAGUGCAGCCAGCCUCAGGGGUUGGACAACUCCUUGGAAGAAAAGGGCUUCGGGAGCUACUGAAGCGAGGGGCACACCCAGAAAGAGGGAGCCUCUGAAUCGGAACUGCCUAGACCUUGAGUGCUGGAGGCUGCUGGGCAGAGAGGAGCCUGGUCAGACCCAGUUCACUCCCCCUUUCAGCACCUGCCCCUUGCCCCCAUGUGCCAGGUGACCAGGCAAGAUAGACUGACCCAGUCAAUGGCAAAUCUUAUGUUCUUGCAUACGGGCCCAGCACUGCCAUAUGCUAAAUAUGAAAUUACCACAUUGGAAGCUCAAAUUAUAUUUUCCGAAAAACUAUCAUACACUGAAAAAAAAAAGUAUGCAAAUAAAUCUUAUUUGUAUUGCUCACUGUAACUCAACAGUGAGAACUGGGUUAAAGUCAAAGCAUUUCUUUAGUUUGAGGCAAGCAGUCAUACAAAAGUGCUGACAGUGAACCUGAAAGUCAGUUACAAUUCCCUGAAAGUGACUUGGGUUUUGUAUAUGCUGCAUCAUUUAACUGCCUUAAAAAUAUCUUACACUUUGAACACUUCACUAUUAUCUAUUGUGCAUCAUCCAAGGGUUGAAAUGAUUGUACAAAUACAAUAAUUACCCUACACCUGGCGGUGCUGUAUGGGUCUCCCUUGGGAGAAUCUAAAGGACAACAACCUCCCUGGGGAGUAGUGUAAGGGGGAAGCUCUCAGGAGGGGCACUAUGGCCCCUGCUAGGUUUCAUAUAUGAUGCAAUUAAUUGAUGAAUCAUGCAAUAGCUGUAGACUGGCCACAUGUGCAAAGUAAUGACCUUACCAUAAAAAUGUCUAUCUAGCUAUAACAAGAGCCAACCAGCUACCAAGUCUGUGCUUGAAAAGGUGUAACAAUUUUAUAGCUGGUUUCUGUCCAGCUUAAAUUUGAACGUGUGGCAUGGCCCUAUGAGAUCUUAUUAGGCAAGACUUCCCUGACAUCCGAGUUAAUUCCUGCUGCCUCUGUACUGGGAUGAAACCCAGGCUUGGAAAGGAACAAGGAGCCCUUAUCCCCAACUGUAUUAGCAAGCAAUUGAGCCAGAAGAGGAGCUCAGGGAGUGAAUAGAGUCUCAGAGUAUAGAGAAAUGGAAAAAGGUCCAUGGGUUCCUUCAUUUCCUUUAGAACUGGUCAGUGCCCUGCCCCUAGAGUGUACAUUUUCAGGAAGAAGCACUAACUGGGAAUCUGACCAGUCAGUAAUUACUCUAUUUCUGCCCCCAGGCUCUACCACAGCCUCUGAAUGGCUCAGCUACAGCUGGCCUUGUAUACACAUGUGGAUUCUGUGGUGGCAUCUCCUGGUCUUCCCUUGAUAGGGCAGGAGAGGUAUCACUCCAAGGCCCUUGGGCAUCAGACCCAGCUUGAACACCUGAAGAACAACUUCCAGCAGCAAUUCCUCCAUGACAAAGAGGAGAGGCUGAAGGGUCUGUGCACCCACAAAGCCCAGAGCUAUUCAUGCUCUCUCUCUGCUGGGAGCAAACAACAGAACCCUGGGCAGGCCAGCUUCUACUCUGCAGGACCCCACAGCAGAUACCCUACCAAUCAGGCCAAUACUCUGCCUUCCAAAUGGAUAGCCAGGCGAAGAGGAGUGGACCGGUCAUACCCCCUGAAACCAGUCUUUUACUGCAAGGCUGGAAAUGUUCCAGUGGCAAGUGCUGGUCAGCUCAGAAGUCCCCAAGCCAUGGAGGGUUCUCCCAGUAGCAGGUCUAGCUCAAAGAACAAAGGGAAUUUUACAACAGCCAGGGCCCUGCCGGAUACAGAGGCAUCACCUUGGUCAGCAGAGCCUAAGCAUUCAGCCUCUCGUUUGGACAGACCAGAGUUGGGUUACAUUCAAAGGUUGGAGGCAGCUGGACAGAGCAUGGAGGUGGAGAUCCGCAGGAAAGAGGCCCUCCUCUGGGAGAAGCUAAAGAGAACAGAGGAGGAACUCAGAAGGAUCCAGAGAGAGAGGGAGCAGGUGGAGGUGGAAGAGAGAAAGGCAACAGGGGUGCUGACAGAGGCACGAAAGAUGCCUGAAAGAAAGGAAAAUGUUUGCAGAGCUACCACCAGACCCAGUGAGGGGUGCUAUAACCAGGGGCAGUCGCCAGAGGGUGCCAGUCUUAUGACUGGCAUCAGUUUCCUUCCCUGGGAACUGGGCAUUGAGAGACUCGAGAAAGAACGGCUGGUAGCCAGCAAUAACAAAAUUCGAGACCACAUCCCUCUGGAGAGCUUGGCCUCCCGCCCAGAGCUGGUUUUGAACUAUAGCCAGGCUCCAUCUGCAGCAGCUCUCUCCCACCAAGUCUUAAGCCACUACCAAGCAGCAGAGCCAUUGUAUGUGCAGGCCCCCACUGCUGCAGAGCAAGGGGAGCUUGGACAAUGUGGUUUCUGUAGGCGCCAAUUUCUCUGCUUUAGGCUGGAGAAGCACAAGAACAUCUGCAGCAAGAAUCAGGGCUCCAGAAGGAAGGUAUUUGACUCAAGCAAGGCCAGAGCCAAGGGCACUGAACUGGAGCAAUUUAGGCAAUGGAAGGCCUCAGACAUCCCACAGGAUGAGCCACCUCAGACAAACAACUGGAGACAGAAGCAUGAGUAUUUCAUCCGGACCCUGCGCCAGGCCCGCCAGGUGCAGCAGGUGCUGUCCAGAGGGGGAAAGCUCUCAGACUUGCCCCCACUGUCCCCAGUAGAGAACCCAGACUAUGUCUCCUGCCCCCACUGCAGCCGCCGCUUCGCACCCAAAGUGGCUGAGAGACACAUUCCCAAAUGCAAGACCAUCAAAAACAGACCCCCACCCCCACCCCAAAGGAGACGUUGCUAAAUGGGAUCUGGCCUCACCAGGGUCUGCCCUGGCUGCUCUUACAGCCUCAUUUUGUGCUGUCACCCUUCCCCAAGCUGGCUGCUGUGGUAUAAGAUAGUCCCAUGUACAAGGAGCCAUGGACAGCGUAUUAAAGUUUGUGUACUUUGAGCUGCG